UCAGUUCUUCUGGCUCUGCAUUGCAAACCCUAACCGGCUAACCCUCCUUGGGGUCAAAUUGGAGUCUAGAAUCUAAAUCUGCUGUUUAAUUUGCAGUAUAAGAUGAAGAGAGCGUGGAGCGAUAAGGAUGAUGAUUCUUCAUCAUCGUCAGACUCAGAUGCUGAAUCUGACGACAGUGUUGGCAAGCGAAAGAAAAAAACUUCUCAAGUUAAUUCUGGAAGGAAAAAGAGUGGUGUUGACUUUGAAGCAUUGAAGCGAUUUGGAUACAGAGGUGGACUAUCAGUUCUAAAAGUGCCCCCACCAAAAGAAGAUGAGAAACAAGAUUGGUCUUGGUCUACUGGCAGAGAACAUUGUGAAGUUAAGAAAUAUGAGGAAUCCUCUGAAGAACAACAUAAAACAAGAGCUGGAGUGCUGGAUGAAGCGCAGCUGACAAAUGUACAAACUCAGAAAGAGGAGAAGAAGAAUCUUUCUUUUUCCCAGAAGGAGAAGAGGAAAAGAGAGCUUGGUCAGGCUAGUAGGGGGAAGAGUUAUGUGGAAGAAGAGAAGAGGUUGUUAAGAGAAAGUGGUAUUUAUUCUGGGUUUGACACAUGAUCCAAUGCUUACAAACAUAUUUCCGUAGAAUAUAAUGCGUGCAAUAGCCUUAUCAUGAAGAACCUUUAUUGCUGUAAAAAAUUGUGCUGUAACCUGUAAUUCACAGUUCUGAGUAUUAUGACUUUCACUACAAAUGUGUUGCAUUGCACAGAUGUUAAAUGAGUGACCAUGAAACUAGAAACUAUAAA
Messenger RNA from Pistacia vera, 779 nucleotides. RefSeq names its product protein FAM133-like. The transcript is spliced from 2 exons. Lineage: Eukaryota; Viridiplantae; Streptophyta; Magnoliopsida; Sapindales; Anacardiaceae. The record is from RefSeq and is a predicted model, not a curated record. The coding region runs from base 103 to 591 and encodes 162 amino acids.